UCCGGGUCCUCUGAGUCCGAGGUCGCCUCUCGCCAAGUGGCCCCGGCGCUCCCGCCCCUCCCACCGGGUAGGGUUUGGCCGCGGGGGCCGCACCCGGGCGCGAGGUUUCGGUCUGACCAGACUCGGAGCUAGUUUCGAUUAGGGACAGCGGUUGGGCGAGAGGGCGGAGCGGCCGGGACGCGAGAGAGGAGGGGACUCGGUGUGAGAGAGGCUCAGUGGGGACAGUCCCGCGCGGGAGACAAAGAGAGCCCAGAGAGCGCAGCGAGCAUCGCUGCUACCUAGCCAGGCAACCUCGCCGACUUGAGAACGGGGUGCGCGGCGGAGCAGGCACAGCCGCAGGGGACCCACGGGGCUACGCGGGAUGCGGACACCGGUGGUGAUGACGCUGGGCAUGGUGCUCACGCCCUGCGGCUUGCUGCUCAAUCUCGUCAGUACACUGGCCCCCGGCUGGCGGCUGGUGAAGGGUUUUCUAAACCAGCCAGCGGAUGUGGUGCUGUACCAGGGGCUGUGGGACAUAUGUCGCGAGCAGAGCAGUCGCGAGCGCGAGUGUGGCCAGCCCGAUGAGAACAAUUACUUCGAGACCCAGCCUGUGCAGGUGGCCCGGGGACUCAUGGUCACGUCCCUGGCCACUACUGCCCUAGGGCUGCUGCUGGCUUCUCUGGGCGUGCGCUGUUGGCAAGAUGAGCCCCACUUCGGGCUAGCCGGCCUCUCGGGCGUCGUGCUUUUCGCCGCCGGCCUCUUCAGCCUCAUCCCGGUCUCCUGGUAUAACCACUUCUUGACAGAUCCCGACGUCCUAGCCACCCCGAGCUCGCCGAUCACCGUGGAAGUCAGCUACAGCCUGGUGCUGGGCUACCUGGGCAGCUGCCUGCUGCUGCUGGGCGGCUUGUCGCUGGCGCUCAGCUUUGCGCCCUGGUGUGAAGAGCGGUGUCACCGCUGUCGCAAGGCGCCCCCAGCAGGCCCGCGCCGCAGCAGCAUCAGCACCGUCUACGUGGACUGGCCGGAACCGGCGCUCACACCGGCUAUCAAGUACUACAGCGAGGGUCAGCAUCGGCCUCCUCCCGCGGAGCAUAGGGACACCGGCAAGCUCAAGGUGGGAUUCCCGAUGCCGCGACCGCCACCCAAGGCCUACACCAACCCGAUGGAUGUGCUUGAGGGAGAAGAAAAGAAGGCAGCCACCUCCCAAGGAGGUUCCUCCUCUCGCAGCACUAGGCCCUGCCAAAAUUCACUGCCCUGUGACUCCGACCUGUAGACAGGGCUCACCGGAGCUCCACCUGGAGUCUGAGGGUGACUUGAACUUCUGCAUGGCCAGUGCAUCUGCAACCAGAGCCCUGGAUGCCUUCUUAUCACUGGAGGGCAAGCCUUCUUUUUCUGGGGACCAAACUCCUCUCCAAAUACUAGGUUGGGUUCGUUUGACUUUUCUGGAGUUUUGCUUUUCUCUCCAGAGGGAUCAGGUCUUCUUAUGCAGUGACAAGAGUGGGUGGCCUUUUUUGCAUACUGUUCAUCGCAGUAGCGACCAAAUUGCAAUCAGCCAAAAGUACAGUAUUCUAAGUUAGUUACCCAUGAGCCUUCACAAACAUCACUCUUGAGGUGUUUUGGUUUGGUUUUUCCUCCCUGUUUCAGUCUACAGAGAAUAUAAAUGGCCAAAAAAAUGUAAGUCUGGCUGUAUUUGAAGGUCGUGCCAUAAAUCCGGUAGCUUUAAUGGCAUUUAUGAAGUGAAGUAACUUGUUUAACCCAUAUUUAUAUUUCUCCCUGCGUACAUAGUAUUUAUCUUUUCUAAUCGCUUGUUUCUGUGUAGGAGGUUGAGCUUGUCUUCCAGAAGCCAGGCGGAUGCUACACUGUCCCGUUCUCUUAGAUACCUCACCCUGAACAGAGAUAUAUUUUGUACAAAACGAACUGUUAAGUUGCAUUUGGCUAACGUCCAUAUGUACAUAUCUUAUUUAUAAAUAAAAAUUGU
Apodemus sylvaticus (European woodmouse) is the source of this 1954-nucleotide messenger RNA. It is a transcript of the gene Cldn23, whose product is annotated as claudin 23. Gene Ontology annotation, cellular component: plasma membrane; bicellular tight junction. The transcript has a single exon. Gene Ontology annotation, molecular function: structural molecule activity. Lineage: Eukaryota; Metazoa; Chordata; Mammalia; Rodentia; Muridae. The coding region runs from base 362 to 1249 and encodes 295 amino acids. Gene Ontology annotation, biological process: bicellular tight junction assembly; cell adhesion. The record is from RefSeq and is a predicted model, not a curated record.